This is a messenger RNA of Carassius auratus (goldfish), 1617 nucleotides long. RefSeq names its product lysophosphatidic acid receptor 4-like. Lineage: Eukaryota; Metazoa; Chordata; Actinopteri; Cypriniformes; Cyprinidae. Gene Ontology annotation, biological process: G protein-coupled receptor signaling pathway. The record is from RefSeq and is a predicted model, not a curated record. Gene Ontology annotation, molecular function: G protein-coupled receptor activity; oxysterol binding. Gene Ontology annotation, cellular component: membrane. The coding region runs from base 267 to 1181 and encodes 304 amino acids. The transcript is spliced from 2 exons.
ACUCAGAAUAAGUUUCCACCACUGACAGAGCAACAUCUAGCUCUCAUUAGGCUUUAUAUGAAAAUAACGUGCUUUUUAUAUUAAUUCGACUUCUUCAUCACUGACUCGGAAACUCACUGACUUUCACCUCUACCCUGAUGGGGAACCGAAAAGCACAGUAAUAACCAAAAUUAUGAACAAUGCAUGCGUUACAAUUCUAGCAAGACUUGGGAGCUGAUGCGAGCAAAUCUCUAAAAUCUUUAAGAACAUAUUUACCGGACAGCAUCAUGGAAAACACAACCAUAUUGUACACAGAUUUCCAGCGCUACCUCUUCACACCCAUCUACAGCCUGGUCUUGUUUUUCGGAUUGAUUGGAAAUCUCGGAGCUUUGUAUUACUUCGUCUUUAAAAUCAAACAGAAAUCUCCUUCAAAUAUAUAUAUCAUUAACCUAGCGGUGGCCGACACGCUUUUCUUGUUCGCCUUGCCAUUUCGUAUCCACUACCACCUCAAUGACAGCAACUGGAUAUUUGGCGAUGCCAUGUGUCGCAUCACUGGCACCAUCUUCUUCGCCAACAUCUACAUCAGCAUCAGCUUCAUGACCUGCAUCUGCGUGGACCGCUACAUCGCCACCCUCCACCCUCACACCUACCUGCAGCUUCGCAACACGAAUCUCACAGCUCUGGUGAGCACCGCUGUGUGGUUGGUCUCCGGCUCGGCCGUGUUGGCCUUCAUGCUAACAUGCCCAUUAUCAAGCAAAGGGAACAUGUGCUUUGAGGGCUUCACUAAAGAGGAGUGGAGUGACUUGGCCCCGUACAGCAUAUGCAGUCUCAUUUUUGGCUCCCUUCUGCCCUCUGUGGUCAUCCUGGUGUGCUACCCCAUUGUCGCCCGUCGAAUCGCCCGGAUCAACAACUCCACCGCCCGCGGGGCACGGCGCAUCAUCUACGCCAUCCUGGUCAUCACAAUUCUGUGUUUUCUGCCUUACCAUGUCGUGCAUCUAGCGUACCUCUUGUCACGCUUGAGAGACAUCAAAGAGGAUGGCGGGAUUUACGUCCUCCGUAGGGUGACCAUGGCUCUGGUCAGUCUAAACAGCCUCCUGGACCCGCUGUUGUACUACUUUGCUACGGGUCACUACAAAUGGAGGCUCAAAAGACUGAGGCUGAAGAAGAAAAAGGGGGUUUAUUCCAUUUCCAAAGGCUUUUGAUGGCUUUGUUUCAGCUGAACUGUUUCAGUUAAAAGGAGUAAAAGAAAGGCAAGACAGCUAAUAAAAUUCAUCUUUAAUGCCAAAUCUGCAGUACAGAAAUAUGGACUCCAAUGUGGCUAGGAGUUUUUUUUCUCAUAUAAUUGUACUACUAGUGCAAAAUCAAAUGAGAAUGACUGUAGUUACUACAUAACAGCAAACUUACUCUUAGACUGAUAAAUUGUUUUUUUGUAAUGAUCUUGGGUCUUGAGUCUUUUUAGUGGUUCAUGCAAUGUUUUUGUGUUUUAAUUUUGUUUCUCAUCAAUUAAUUAUUGCAUAUAUUAGUUGAUUUGGAUGUCAGUGUCAUCCCUGCAUAUUGUUUGCAAUUCUGAAUACUGACCACUUUUUUUAUGUUGAACUUUUAUCUAAAGCUAAGAAAUAAAUAUAUUUUCACAAACGA